AUGAUGAGAUGGCACCCUCAGUCAGAUCUAGGGAAUAGUGCCCCUGGCUCGCCUUCAUCAUUCCGGACACCGGGGCUCCGGAGGCAAGGGCGCAGCCCCGGUCGUCCACGUCCUCGAGGCUCGGCACCGGGCACCCGCGCGCCGGACUAGGCCCACUCGGCCCUCGCCCUGGAGGCCUUCCGGUGCCCGGCCUCGGGCCACGCCGGCCGCCUGUGGGAGCAGCUCCGGCAGUUCUGGGCCGACCACUUCUCGCGGCGCUUCUCGCCGCGGCGCCCGCCGCUGCGCCGCAUCUCCUCCAUGUCCACCUUCUACCUGCUGGACCACCGGACGCGCCAGGCCGAGCUGGGCCUCAGCUACGGCGCGCCGCGCACGCGCCUGAGCGACGAGGCCUUCGUGUUCCGCGGCGGCCGGUGGACCGCCGAGGGGCUGCCGGUGCGGUCGCGGCCGCCGCUGUCCUCGCCGACCGUCUCGGGCUGGAAGCCGCCGGUGCCGCGGGUCAGGAGCCAGGUGCUCCUGGAGGAGAACAACUACCUGAAGCUGCAGCAGGAACUGCUCAUGGACAUGCUGACCGAGACCACGGCGCGCAUGCACCUGCUGGAGAAGAAGCUCGACAGCCAGGCCAACCCGGCGGCCGCGGCGCGCGCCUGGCAGAGGAAGAUGCGCAAACGCGAGGGCGCGAGCGGCGUGCUCAUGAUCGAGCCGCGCGCUCUGGAGUCGCGCUGA
This is a messenger RNA of Leptonychotes weddellii (Weddell seal), 723 nucleotides long. Lineage: Eukaryota; Metazoa; Chordata; Mammalia; Carnivora; Phocidae. The record is from RefSeq and is a predicted model, not a curated record.